This is a messenger RNA of Topomyia yanbarensis, 800 nucleotides long. Its product is annotated as PITH domain-containing protein GA19395. Gene Ontology annotation, cellular component: nucleus. The transcript has 3 exons. Bases 101 to 739 code for a protein of 212 amino acids. Lineage: Eukaryota; Metazoa; Arthropoda; Insecta; Diptera; Culicidae. The record is from RefSeq and is a predicted model, not a curated record.
CCAAGUGUCAUUCGUCCGCCGGUCCGGUUGUUGUUUUGUUUUUGUUCAGAAUACUAUAGCUUCUUUGUGUUAUAGAAAAUUAAAUCAGCAAAAUUACAAAAUGUCCCACAACCACUCGCACGGCCAUGGAGGUGGCUGCGCCCACGAGGCUCUCGGAAUCGACGACGAGCUAGAAAUGGGAAUCCAGUACAGUUUGUACGAGAAGAUCGACAUGAUUAACGUGGAGUGCUUGAAUGAGGAAACGGAAGACUCCGGUAAAACGGUGUUCAAACCAUACAGUCAACGUCUGAACUUUGAUAAGUUCGUCACCAGCGAUGCCGAUGAAGAGCUGCUAUUCAAUAUACCUUUUACGGGGAAUGUUAAGCUCAAAGGCAUCAUCGUGGUGGGAGCGAAUGACGAUAGUCAUCCCAAAAAGAUGAGAUUGUUUAAAAAUCGACCAAAGAUGACGUUUGAUGAUGCUGGAGCACUUUCCGAUCAGGAAUACGAGCUGGAAAGAGACUCCAGUGGAACUAUCGAAUACGCCACUAAAGUUGUCACCUUCUCUUCUGUGCACCACCUAUCGAUUCAUUUCCCUACGAACUACGGAGAUAGCAAUACCACGGUAUACUACAUUGGACUGAAGGGAGAAUUCAGUGAAGCUCAUCACCACGGCGUAACAAUAUGCACCUACGAGUCAGCACCAAACGUGGCGGAUCACAAAAAUAAUGUGUUCGAUUCAGUUGGCCAUCAGAUUCAGUAAGCGUUGUAAUGUUGAAAUGAUUUGUAAUUUUUGAUAAGUCUAUUUAUUUUUCGAUCUUUAA